AUGUUACAGGUUGGCGUUAGGCAUGACUCUUCAGCGAAUGGAGAGAUCGAUAAGACGAUAACGUCGGAUGGCGAACGGGCACUGUCCUUACUCAGCUGCCGUUAUGUAUCUGACGUAGUUUUGCAAGCUCCUGAGCACCCAAGUGCUGACUUUUUCAGAGCAUUCAAUGUAAGUGCCGUCGUCGUCAUCAGCAACCAUCCAGAUUUCGACCCUGAUGAAUCCAAGUUCGAGAAUGCCAAAGGGCAAGCGGACAUUGUCAGGUUAUCACUACCGAAGGACUCUGUUACUACGGAGGAACUUUGUCAGCGUGUUCUGAUGAAGAGGGAUGCCUUCGAGGCUCGCAAUUCUAAGAAAGUAGACCCCGGUGUCCGUGUGGUGACUUCAAAUGCUCAACUGCGGGCUUGA
Molecule: messenger RNA, 405 nt
Organism: Perkinsus marinus ATCC 50983
Lineage: Eukaryota; Perkinsozoa; Perkinsida; Perkinsidae
Exons: 4
Coding region: 1-405 (134 amino acids)
Biological process (GO): phosphatidylethanolamine biosynthetic process
Cellular component (GO): cytoplasm
Molecular function (GO): ethanolamine-phosphate cytidylyltransferase activity
Source: RefSeq, a predicted model, not a curated record